AUGGCUAGACGGUCCACGUUUGCUGCUGUAUCCGUAGUCUUGGCUCUGUGCUUGGUGGCUUUGGCCUCUGCUGCCGGCACACCGGCAACAACGACGCCUGCGCCGAAAACAACGACGCCUACGCCGAAAACAACGACUCCUCCUGCCGUAAAACCACAGCCGAAGAAGCCAGGAAAGCCGACGCGAGCUAAGAUCAACCAGGGUGUGUUCAACACGUGGGAUGGCGGCUACAUCGCGACGAUUUCUCCCUCCGAAGGCGGUCUUGCCCAAGGCGCGUGCGGAUACGGCAACACGGUGAACACCGGUAUCGGAUCUGCUACUAGCGCGGUGUCUUCUAUUUUGUACGAGAACGGCCAGACCUGCGGCGCGUGCGUGGCGAUCAAGUGCGUGAAGAACAAGAGAUGCAACGGGAACGCCGCCACCGUUACAGUCACUAACCACUGCAAGGGCAACAAAACUCACGGCGGCCUGUGCCAGCUUCCUAAGAAAUCCAUCAUGCUGCCGCCCAGCGUCUACGACCAGAUCGUCACCACGCGAAACGCUGGCGACAUCGCCGUGCGAGUGUCGCGCGUCCCUUGCCCUCGCAAGGGUGGGAUUCAAAUCAAGAUUCUUAUGGGGAACGACUGGUUCAUCAACCUUCUCCCUCUCAAUGUCGCGGGACCAGGAACUAUUUCCAAGAUCGAAGCUCAACUGGUCGGUACCGCCGGAUUCAAGCCGCUUGUCAGGAACUUCGGAACCACGUGGUCGCUGAACAAUGUCAAGGUUGGCGGGCAAGCGAUGACGCUGCGCGUGACGACGAACUUCAACGGGAAGGUUAUUGUUCUCAAGAACGUGAUUCCGGCUUCGUGGCAGGUCAACCAGACGUACACCGGAGCCGAAAACUUCCCUGAUAGCUAA
Molecule: messenger RNA, 897 nt
Organism: Closterium sp. Yama58-4
Lineage: Eukaryota; Viridiplantae; Streptophyta; Zygnematophyceae; Desmidiales; Closteriaceae
Source: the annotation of a GenBank genome assembly